This is a messenger RNA of Tachysurus fulvidraco (yellow catfish), 2253 nucleotides long. It is a transcript of the gene tubgcp4, whose product is annotated as tubulin, gamma complex associated protein 4. Gene Ontology annotation, cellular component: spindle pole; gamma-tubulin complex; equatorial microtubule organizing center. NCBI's taxonomy places the organism in Eukaryota, Metazoa, Chordata, Actinopteri, Siluriformes, Bagridae. The coding region runs from base 59 to 2065 and encodes 668 amino acids. The record is from RefSeq and is a predicted model, not a curated record. Gene Ontology annotation, biological process: mitotic cell cycle; spindle assembly; meiotic cell cycle. The transcript is spliced from 18 exons. Gene Ontology annotation, molecular function: microtubule minus-end binding; gamma-tubulin binding.
GUUGUUUUAGAAGCGUAUAGUGAUUAUUUAUCUGUUGGACUGAAGGCUGCCUGUAACGAUGAUCCACGAGUUGCUGCUUGCUUUAAGCGGAUAUCCUGGAACCGUAGUUACAUGGAAUAAAAGAAAUGGUUUACAGGUAUCCCAGGAUCUGCCCUUUCUCCAUCCCAGUGAAACCAGUGUCCUGAACCGGCUGUGUAAGAUGGGAACAGACUAUGUGCGGUUCACAGAGUUCAUAGAGCAACACACGGGCCAUGUUCACCAACAAGAGCACCACCCGAGCCAGCAGAGCCAAAGUGGGUUACAUGGAAUAUACCUGAGGGCUUUCUGCACUGGCUUACACUCCAUGUUGCAGCCUUACAGACAAGCAAUACUAGAUCUUGAACAAGAGUUUCUUGGUGAUCCACAUCUCUCCAUUUCUCAUGUCAACUACAAGCUGGAACAGUUUCAGUUGCUGUUCCCUUCUGUAAUGGUCGUGGUGGAGACCAUCAAAUCUCAAAAGAUCCAUGGCUGUCAGAUUCUGGAGACUGUUUACAAGCACAGCUGUGGAGGGCUACCACCUGUACGGAUGGCCUUAGAAAAGAUUCUUGCAGUGUGCCAUGGAGUGAUGUAUAAGCAGUUAGCUGCAUGGAUGCUGCAUGGUCUGCUUUUGGACCAGAGUGAAGAGUUCUUCGUGAGGCAAGGCCCCAGUGUGGGAGGAGCUGCAGCAGCACAGGAGGAGGAAGAGGAAGACCUUGGCAUUGGAGGUCUGAGUGGGAAGCAACUUAGAGAACUGCAGGACUUGAGACUGAUCGAGGAGGAGAACAUGCUCGCUCCGUCCCUGCAGCAGUUCUCCCUGAGGGUCGAGAUGCUUCCUUCCUACAUUCCUGUCCGAGUAGCAGAAAAAAUCCUCUUUGUUGGGGAAUCGGUCCAAAUGUUUGAGAACCACAACCAGAGUCCCUCCAGAGCUGGGUCCAUACUGAAACACCAAGAGGACACAUUUGCAACAGAGCUGCACAGACUCAAACAGCAGCCACUUUUCAGCCUGGUGGACUUUGAGAAUGUAAUAGAUGGAAUUCGAAGCACGGUUGCUGAGCAUCUCUGGACUUUGAUGGUGGAAGAAUCUGAUCUUUUGGGUCAACUCAAGAUCAUAAAAGAUUUUUAUUUGCUGGGACGUGGUGAACUCUAUCAGGUCUUCAUUGACCUCGCCCAGCACAUGCUGAAGACCCCACCGUCAGCUGUGACAGAGCACGAUGUCAACGUGGCCUUUCAGCAAGCCGCUCACAAAGUUCUGCUUGAUGAUGACAACCUGUUGCCCCUCUUGCAUCUCACUAUUGACUAUCAAGGGAAAGACACCAAAGAGGCGCCCGGGACUCGAGAAGGCACCACACCUCCUCAGGACACUUCUCCUCGAGAGGCUCCUUCCACAGGCUGGGCUGCACUGGGACUGGCCUACAAAGUCCAGUGGCCUCUGCACAUUCUCUUCACUCCUGCUGUGCUAGAAAAGUACAAUGUAGUGUUUCGAUACCUGCUCAGCGUGCGCCGCGUGCAGUCAGAGCUGCAGCACUGCUGGGCUCUGCAGAUGCAGCGCAAACACUUAAAGUCUAACAAGACUGAUGCAGUCAAAUGGAGGCUGCGCAACCACAUGGCUUUCCUUGUUGAUAACCUGCAGUAUUAUUUACAGGUGGAUGUCUUGGAGUCUCAGUUUUCACAGCUUUUGCAGCAGAUCAACUCAACACGAGACUUUGAGAGCAUUCGCCUGGCUCAUGAUCAUUUUCUUAGUAAUCUCCUAGCCCAGUCCUUUAUCCUCCUCAAGCCAGUGUUUCAUUGUUUGAAUGAGAUUCUGGAUCUCUGUCACAAUUUCUGCUUGCUGGUGAGUCAGAACCUGGGGCCACUGGAUGAGAGAGGAGCAGCUCAGCUGGACAUUAUGGUGAAGGGUUUUAGCCGCCAGUCGUUCCUGCUCUUCAAAAUCCUCUCCAGUGUGCGUAACCACCAAAUCAAUUCCGACCUUGCUCAGCUACUGCUGCGUCUGGACUAUAACAAAUACUACACUCAGUCAGGAGGCAUGCUGGGAAGUUUUGGGCUCUAAAACAGCGGCCGAAGAUCCAUUUUCUCAUUGUGCACUGUGUAAAUAUAUCCUGAAGUCAUAUCGUCAGAUGUAAUAGGAAUUUACUUUUGUAUUAAUGCACAUAUGGUUAAUAUUUAUGUUGGCUUGUUGUCUGUCUGCGUGUAUCACUUUUUUUUUAAAAUUAAAGUUAUACUUGUAUACCUUGUAAA